Messenger RNA from Blastocystis hominis, 518 nucleotides. RefSeq lists its product as hypothetical. The record is from RefSeq and is a predicted model, not a curated record. The coding region runs from base 1 to 252 and encodes 83 amino acids. Lineage: Eukaryota; Bigyra; Opalinata; Blastocystidae. The transcript has 2 exons.
AUGGAAAUCAAAGAGAAGAAUGUUGAGCUUGUGAAUUUGAGCGUUGUUUCUCCUGCUGGAGACAAUGCCGAGCUUUAUGCCUACCCGCCAGAGGACCUUGAGGCUCCCUCUGCUGGUAAGACAGAUUGCCUUUUUGACUGGCAGUUCGAGAAUGACGGUGCCAAGUCCAUUAAUCGCUUCGGCGGUAUUGAGCAUUUGAUGAAGACCUUGGGAACCGAUCCCAAGAAGGUAGGCUGUGUGUCUGUUGCGUAAUUUGUUUAGGGUCUGACCACUGAGCAAGCCGAAGAUCCGAAGCGAGUUGAAGUUUACGGCAGCAAUCGCCGUGCUGAGGUUAAGGGAGUGUCAUACUGGCACCUGAUCUGGGUGGGUAUGCAUGAUAUUACGAUGAUUCUUCUGACCUUUUCCGCAAUCAUUUCCAUAUCUCUGGGAGUAUACACCGAGGGAUGGGAGACUGGUUGGUUCGAUGGGUCCGCUAUUAUUGCUGCUAUUCUAGUUUGCUUGAAUGUGUCAGCUAUCAA